AUGAAGAGGAAAGCGUGGAAAAGAAGAGGGCGACCGACUAUAUCAGAAGUUAAGAAGAUCAACUACAUUGGCUUCUACCACCGGCCCGGAUGUGAAUCAAACCGCUAUGCGCUGGAAGUCUUGAUGAAUUAUGCGGUCCUGGGUGCAAAGCUGUACCAUGAAAACCUCAAAGAUGGAAAAGUUGGUGGAGAAAGAAAGGAUGCCGAGCCUAAUGUCAUGUUUCAAUGUCCAAUCACCAAGCCCGGGAAGCUGGCGGGAACGUAUCAGAAUCAAUUCCACUUGAAGGAUCUGAGAUGUUACGUUGAUUUCAUGGACCUAGAAAUCAUUCCUUUGUAUGAGCGUCUGACUUUGUCAGACACUGAAAAUGGAGUUCGCUACGGAGACCUGUGGUGUUGUCAAAGCAGCACCGGCGGAUGUAUUAAAAGGCCAGAAAGAGAACUUCCAACCCCUAUGGAGGGUUUUAACUGCACAAUGCAAACAUUAUGGAAGAGACCCGUUUUACGAUUGAAUGCUACUGCAUAG
Messenger RNA from Aspergillus niger, 522 nucleotides. RefSeq lists its product as hypothetical. The coding region runs from base 1 to 522 and encodes 173 amino acids. The transcript is spliced from 2 exons. Lineage: Eukaryota; Fungi; Ascomycota; Eurotiomycetes; Eurotiales; Aspergillaceae. The record is from RefSeq and is a predicted model, not a curated record.